GCUGAUAUUCUGACUUUUCUAAUAAUCUUGAAAAUGUCCACACACUUCGCAUAGAUUACGCUCUUAGAAACGGAUCCUGGCCGCAGUCCACAUCCCACACAGAACGGUGGGGCUUUGGGUUGGCAUCGAAAGAGCUUUGGGGGCAGACUUCACUUUCAGGGAAACAAGUCAUUUUUAUGUUGCUUCAUUGAUGUUCAGUUUUAGUGGUAUUUUAUAUGAUCUAUGGUUCAUUUUUCUGGACUGUAGAUUUUGGGGUAUGGAACCUCAAAAUUACUUGACAUGUCUUUGAGCUUAUGGAACAGGUAAGUGUUUAAUGAAGGGAUUAAGAUGGACUGAGAUUAAUUUAAAAAUGAGAGGGAAGAUUGGCCAUUCUGUCCAUCAAGGACCAGAACUGUAAGGAAGAGGUGGAGUCCAUUCUGUUUCCUGUCACUACUCACAGGAUCCAAAGACCUCAGAUUUUACACACACUGGUGGAAAAAAGCUGAGCAUUCGGAAGGAAUUCCAUAAAAUACUAAAAUACUGGGAGCUGAAUCCUCACGUCACCUCUUGGCAGAAUGCUCUGUGUGUGCAUCAUUCUGAGAGGUCCAGUAAAGCCUGCGAUUCAAUGGGGUGUAAUCGCAACCCUACCCCAAAAUCACAGUCUUACCCCCAGCCCCCCUUUUCGUGAUUACAACCCCGCCCUCCCCUUCUCGGUCUGAGAUCUCAAUCUGAACCACCCCCUCCCCACAUAGUGAAUUUUAUAAAACCUUUUUAUUUUAGUAUAACCAUUUUAAACUUCCGAUGGCGGUUCCUUGGAUGACUGAACCUGGGCUUGGGUCCCUGCAUCAAAACCUGUUGAAAACCCCUGUGUUAAGGAGUUCUGUUUAACACCAACAGAGGGCGCUAUUGCCUCGGAGCACUUCCUAAACGUGCAGAUUUCUUAUCGGUGUUGAAUACCCCCACACAGCUCACCCACUGAAUGUCAACAAAAGGUCAACAAAAUCCCAGAAAAUAAAAUAUUUGUGGUGCCCAAAUUAAAACUGAACUACAAGAGAAAAUAAAUCUAACAUUAUGUUUCAGAAUUAUGUUAUUCUGCGUCUCGGGUAGCUAAGAGAAACAUUUAAAGCAAUGAAAAAUAUAAACAUACUGGUAAAUGGAACUACAUGGAAAAAAGUUAUGGUGUCAUAGAAACACAUCUAGUUUCUAUGACAAACGUGAUGCCAGAAAGCCACUAAUUCACUGCCAUUUCUGAACUGUCUCCUGCUCACAUGAAUACAACUGUCAGGCUUCUGAGAAAGGUCACUGAACAAGUACUGUGAAGGUUGAAAUAAUAAUCAAAAAAAUUAUCAGGAGUUCCUUUGUUCUGGAAUGGGUAUAAAUACAGGCAGCAGCUGAAGGUUAUUCUCUCCAUUCUGAGGGACGUUAGGGUGAGUGGAGAGUCACAGCUGCUAAAACAUUCAAUUUCAGAGUUUUAGAUGAAUGUUACUUCCCAUUUUUAAAUAUUAUCUCUGGCUCUGACUAUCUGUACUUCCUGCAGGUGUCCAGUGUCUGUUGUGUGGAUUUUUGUUUGUCUGUAUUAAUCUAAUCUUCUUGGAUUCUGGCCUGUCUGUCUGUCUGGAGCUCAGCACUUUAGUAUUUUUCCUGGCACAAGGUGUGUUGGAUUUAUAGGACACCUGGUGAGCGGUUGCCAUGGCGCUGUUUGGGAAGGUUCUGGAACCGGUCGGGUACAUGCAGACCCUGCGGGGACUGGUCCAGAACAUCUGCUCCUACCUGGACGGCAACGACGCACCUGAGGAGCUGGACCUGGUCAAGAAGAACCUGGACCACAUCGACCAGGAGCUGAGUGAGGCGGGGCGGGGACUCCUGGCGGACGAGGAGGUGCACCGGCUGGAGGGGGACCUGGCGCUGGUGUACGGCCAGCUGGGGGCGCUGGUGAGGGCCGCGCCCGCCUGCACCAAGCGCGAGACGGAGGCCUUCCUGGAGUACGCGCGCGACCUGCGUCUGGAGAGGCAGCUGAUCGCCAUGCACGCCCGGCUGAUGGGCGUGGCCGCCCUGACCGCCCAGCCCACCCUGCUGGAGGAGCUGAUCCAGACCCGGAGGCCCAAACGCUGGGAGCUGCGCGAGUUCUGCGAGAAGGUGAACUUCGUGCUGGGGACGGGGCUGCUGUGCCUGUUCGUGCAGGCGUCCCUGACGGGGCGGGACCAGGCGCUGCUGAUGAAGGUUUGGGGCGAGCGCAUGGGGGCGCUCUACAGGAAGAUGAAGGCGACGGGGGCGCUGUGCUCGGGGUACUUCCUGGAGCAGGCGCGGGACGACGUGCGGCGCAUGUCCGGCGACGCCCAGCUGAGCGGCAGGCCCCCCGGGGAGCAGGCGGCCGCCAUCCUCAAAGCGCUGGAGAAGAACUACGACUGGAUGCGCUGGGCCGUCAUGGUGCACCCGCCCGGGGCAGGGGGCGGGGGCGGGGCGGGGGGUGAGGGUGCGGCCGGGGCCGGGGCUGAGCUCGGGGGUGGGGGCGGAGCUGAGCUCGAGUGGGCGGGGCCGAGCUCGGGGGCGGGGCCGAGCGGCGGGACAGCCUGCUGAGCGUGCCUCCGGAGCGGCCCGGUGGAGUGGCGGUGGUGGCCUGCUACCGGGACACGCCCACCUCCCUGGACAAGGGCCGCAUCCACCAGCUGAUCGUGGAGCUGGAGUGGAAGAUCCCCAACCCGCCGCCGGAGGUGUACGCCUCGCUGGAGGAGGAGCCGGAGCGGGCGGGGCGCUACCUGGCCGGGCGCAUGCUGCGCAAGCUGCGGGAGGGGCUGGGGGGGGGCGUGGUCGUGCACGUGGUCCCGGGACCCAUGGAGAUGCGCUGCAACUUUCCGCAGGCGUCCUUCUACCUGUACGAGUACAAGCACCGGCUGGCCUCCGGGACCGUGUGCGUGUUCGGCUAGGGCUGCGAGCGGGGGCGCUGCGGGGGGGCCACGCCCCUC
Anguilla rostrata (American eel) is the source of this 2942-nucleotide messenger RNA. RefSeq lists its product as uncharacterized. The record is from RefSeq and is a predicted model, not a curated record. The transcript is spliced from 2 exons. NCBI's taxonomy places the organism in Eukaryota, Metazoa, Chordata, Actinopteri, Anguilliformes, Anguillidae. The coding region runs from base 1669 to 2556 and encodes 295 amino acids.